UGAUUAAUGGCAUUAUGCAGUUUGAUAAAAAACUGGCAUUACUUUCACCAGUAUUUCCGGUUCUCCAUCAUUCAAUAAGCAAAAAUAAGUGGAAUAUCACAUUGGCUAAUGGCUUCAUUAUUUUUAUACUUCGUUGCAUAUGAAGUAUAUGACAUAUACUUAUGGCCACCGAAAUCAUUUAAUUUCAGCUAUUUUCUCUUCUUAUUUUUUGGAAUGCCAUACAAGUUGGACUAUAUAGUUAUGAUAACUGUUUUAUUUUAUCUUACUAACAUUGGAUGUAGAUUUCAAACAUUAAACGAUUUUUGGAUGUGCCUUCCUCGUGGAUUAGUAUCCAUCCCGGGGGGAUGGACAGAUUCUGAAUUGGUUAUGUUAAUGGAGAGCAUUAGAUUGUUACACGCCGAACUAUCUCAGUUGUUCAAAAUAUUUAGUCGGAGUUACGGUACACUGCUGUUAGUAUUUUUCGUUUGCUGUAUUAUCGAUGUCAUGUAUUUAAUUUAUUUGAUGAUCGAGCUCGAAAAUGUUAUAAGACAUGUGCCGUUGCACAUGCUCAAUAUUCAAAUCGUUUUGUUUUUGAUGUCCGUCAUCCUUGCUGCCACAUGGAUAAAUGAAAAGAAAAUGAAAAUAGUAUCAUAUUUACGAUUGAUUCCGAUUUCAAAAUUACCUGUUGAAGUAAAAAUACAAAUCAAAAUGUUUCUGUAUCAAAUAUCAUUGAUGGAAUCAGAUGAAAUUAAUGCUUUUGGGUUUUUCAAUAUAAAUUUGAAUUUAGUUGUAUCAAUUGUCAUGUUACUGAUGACUGGAUUUUCAACCCUUCUGCAGAUGAAAAAUCACCCCAUUAUUUUAGCAAUGGUUAAUAACACACAAACCUAUCACAGAAAUUGGGAAAAUGUGUAUGCUAGCAACUAUUCACAGCGUUUUACAUCUGGAUAAAAAUACAAGUUUUUAUUCAAUAAUUAACUGUUAUUUUUAAGGCUCCUUAGUGUUUCUAAUAAAAUAGAAAGUAGAAAGUAGUAGAUAAAUACUCAUACUUGUAAGCAGCAGGCUCUACAUCCACCCCACAAUUUGUAAGAACCCUCCAUUUGUCUGAGUUAUUUUAUUAUAUAUUUUUUACUUAUACUAUCUGUACCAAUUUUAUUAUUUCCUUUAUUUUGCACCUUUUUUAUUUUGUUUAAUUAUACAAUAAGUUUGUAAUUAUUUAUAUCGCUAUUAAACUUACUGCAGUUGAUGUGUAUGUAUAAGCAAUAAUAAAAAACGUAUCUUAUACUUAAACACAUACUUAAAAUAAUGUACCUACUUAAUUAUAGAUAUUGAGUAGUCAUUUUUCCUUUUUUCUUAUCGCAAUACCAAUAUCCUAAAUAUAGUUUAAUUAAAGUUCUUUAAAACAUAUACUGUGUACAUAGCGCUAAUCACUAGUGUAGUUACUUUAAAAUGUCUGUCAUUAAAUACUACAAUAUUAUAUAUUACCGUAGACUCGUAGAGUAGUACAUAUAUUUAAAUGAUUUUAAAAAUUAUAAAAAUAUGUUUAUGUUAUGAUUUUUUACUCAUUAUUUUAGUUGUAAGAAGCUGUUGUAGUAUCUAGAAUAUCGCAACACUGUAUAGCAAUAUAGAAUAAUAUUUUUUUUCCGUAUAAGUUACAAUGUGUGGGUUUCUUCAACGGUAGUUUAUCUACGUUACAAAAUUGCCUUAUGUGUAUUAUUGUUGUUGGUACCAAUUCGUGUGAGCCUUUGGCGUAAGUUUAGACAUUUCAUGUGCAUUAACAAUCAAGUACCUAUAUACUUGCUGUUGGUAGACAAAGUGAAAUUCUUACUUACCAGAGUACCGUGGCCGUGGCCGUGGCGCCCGAGUCAGCGUGUUUCGAUCUAUAAGUUCCUAACCCUCACAUUCUGUACCAUAUCGGAAUAUUUGCAUAUUCCUUCAGUUGUUCAUUAUUCCAAUCAAUUGCCUGUUGCCACCAUGGUGUUUUCUAAAUCAAUACAUGUAAUUUGUUAUAUUUUAUUUAUCUUAUUAUUUGAGAUAGUUCACGUACAUGACAUAAUUGGUUUAACUUGUUACUUUUAAGAUAUUGUUCUUAUAUUUGUAAAUUAUGAUUAUGAUUUUCUACAAUUACGUAAAUACGUAAUGACAGUCAUACCUAGCAUUUGAGUUUUUAGUACAAUUUAUGUAGUGCAGAAUAAGUGUCUUAGAGUUUGGUGUCUCAAUUACGUCGCCAAAGUAUUAUUAAGAAGCAUAAAAUAAACCAAAAAACCAUUAAAGUUGGCAUCGCCUGUGGGGGACAUUGA
This is a messenger RNA of Myzus persicae (green peach aphid), 2276 nucleotides long. RefSeq lists its product as uncharacterized. The record is from RefSeq and is a predicted model, not a curated record. Bases 109 to 927 code for a protein of 272 amino acids. Gene Ontology annotation, biological process: sensory perception of taste. The transcript has 5 exons. Gene Ontology annotation, cellular component: membrane. NCBI's taxonomy places the organism in Eukaryota, Metazoa, Arthropoda, Insecta, Hemiptera, Aphididae.